Molecule: messenger RNA, 1299 nt
Organism: Ophidiomyces ophidiicola
Lineage: Eukaryota; Fungi; Ascomycota; Eurotiomycetes; Onygenales; Onygenaceae
Exons: 6
Coding region: 1-1299 (432 amino acids)
Biological process (GO): peptidyl-lysine monomethylation; peptidyl-lysine trimethylation
Molecular function (GO): protein binding; protein-lysine N-methyltransferase activity
Source: RefSeq, a predicted model, not a curated record
AUGUCUGCAAAGGACGCCGACACAAACUGCAAGAAAUUCCUAAAAUGGGCUGAUGCUCAAGGAAUACGCACUGAGGGCGUGAAGCCAGUCAGAUUUCCAGAAAGAGGGCUGGGAAUUGCGGCGUCCAAGAAAAUUGAAGCUGGAGAAACCAUUGUCUCGGUCCCGACCUCAGCUCUAUUGACGCUGGAUACAGUACCAGUGUCUUUUAAAAACCGGUUCCCCGCAAAUACGCCCGUGCAGUGCCUGUUUGCGGCGUAUCUGGCUUACGAUGGGGAGGCAAGGUUCCGGUAUGCUUCAUGGAAGGCCACUUGGCCGACAAUGGAGAAUUUUGAAGAAUCUAUACCUUUACUUUGGCCCGCGUAUCUACUAGGAACACAGCAUAGUAGUGGGGCUACACCUCGUCAGAGUGGGUUGCGACACGACGCCCAUGGCUUUUCAUCUUUACUGCCCCCUUCGAUAUCCGGAUUCUGGCACACAUUGCCAAAAAAGCCUCAGGGCUCGACUGAUUACGUUGUUGAACAACAGAACCUCUUUCAAAAUCAAUCAGACAGGCUUCAAAAGGCACUGGAUAUCGUGAAACAGGUUUACCCGUCCAUGGACCAGAAGGAGUAUACGUAUUACUGGCUUGUGGCCAACACAAGAUGCUUUUUUUAUGUUGGAAAAGAUGCUGAAAUGCCAGAAGAUCGCAAUGAUGCAAUGGCAUUAUGUCCGUUUGCCGAUUAUUUCAAUCAUUCUGGCGACGAUGACGGGUGUGAAGCGGCUUUUAAUGAGAGUGGAUAUACGUUCACAACCACUAAAUCUUAUGAGGAGGGUGAAGAAAUAUUUAUUUGCUAUGGAAAUCACACUAGUGAUCUCCUUUUAGCUGACUAUGGCUUUUGUCCAUAUCAAAAUAAAUGGGACACUCUAUUCCUUGACGAUAUUGUGCUUCAAAACUUGAAUCGAGAGAAGAAACAAUAUCUGAAAGAUAACAACUAUUUGGGGAAUUACCGGGUCGCAAGCUCCGGUCCAUGCUUUCGCACUGAAGUAGCAGCGUCACUGAUGUAUUUGGCGAUUGAAGAUUGGUGUACCUAUGUUGCUGGUGUCAUGCCACCCACGUUUAACCAAAGUAAGACCGACGAUAUUAUUGCUGACUGGAUAAGUCAAUACCGAGAAGAGUCUGUUAUGGUCACCAAGAAGAUUGAAAAGAGGCUUGUAAGUAAAACCUACGAAGAUGAUAGCCGUUUCCAGGUGCUUCUUUUCAGAUGGAGACAGAUAGCAAGCCUGUGCAGUGCGGCUUUAAGGGCCCUAGAGCAGUCAUAG